AUGUCUCGCAGAGAAGACUCUUAUCAUUGGGCCCUUUUGUCUGGGCCGAACAACCAUCUCAAAUCAGAUCUGCAGCUUACCAUGUACCAUGUCAAGGACAAACUGGUAAUAAAGGGUGAGCCAAAGGCCGCCAGCUCAGUAUGGGAAUACUCGGUCGAGUCGGACCGGUCUUCAUUGCUAUUAGCUCAUAUAGUGGUGGGAAAGAUCCGUGACAUACAUCGACUUGAAGAUAUUUUGCGAUCUGUUCCUGUGCGUAGCAGCAAAGAAGGCUGGAACUCCAUUUCCUGGGUUCAAGAGGCUUUUCGUCUCGUCUCUGUUGCGCCGGGUGUUCUCGGUUCUCAUAUAGAGGACUGGGAAGAAAUUCGACGAACAGCCAUGUCUUAUGUCGACGAGAAAAAGGCUAAACAUCGGUUCGACGGCUUAGGUAGAUUCGACCUUUCCAAGCCAGCCACGUGGGACAUGCUCCAGGGCAAAGAGGUGGCUGUCUAA
Messenger RNA from Metarhizium album ARSEF 1941, 489 nucleotides. RefSeq lists its product as uncharacterized. The transcript is spliced from 2 exons. The record is from RefSeq and is a predicted model, not a curated record. The coding region runs from base 1 to 489 and encodes 162 amino acids. Lineage: Eukaryota; Fungi; Ascomycota; Sordariomycetes; Hypocreales; Clavicipitaceae.